Messenger RNA from Hirsutella rhossiliensis, 543 nucleotides. Its product is annotated as hydrophobic surface binding protein A domain-containing protein. The transcript has 2 exons. The coding region runs from base 1 to 543 and encodes 180 amino acids. NCBI's taxonomy places the organism in Eukaryota, Fungi, Ascomycota, Sordariomycetes, Hypocreales, Ophiocordycipitaceae. The record is from RefSeq and is a predicted model, not a curated record.
AUGGUGUCUCCUAAUAAGCCCCUCGUCCUCUUUCUCGCCGCCGUUUCGGCCGCCCCUCUAGAGCAAUCCCUCUCCGAACUCGCCGUGGCAACCAUUAAGCAAGUAAAUCAGGACGUCACUAACAUCGACACCAACGUCAAGAGACUCACCCGCCUUCUUGCCGCUCUAUCCAACGUCUACCUCGCUCUCGCCGGCGGUGCUAUCCACUCGGGCCAGCUCCCAAGGCCCAUUCCCAUCAAGGACCUCCUCGGCUUAGUGGAACACGUGAAUAAGACGCUCGCCAUCGACAAUCCCAUCGCCGUGAACACCCUCAUUAGUAAGAAGAAGGAGCUCGAGGAUGCCAAGGUUGCCGGUUUUCUUGUGCCGAGGCUAGAGAUGCUGCUAGCUGGACAUGAAGCCUUCUCCAACCACAUCUUAGCCAGAGUCCCGGCCGAUGCAUCGCCUGAGAUCAAGGCGCAAGGCAAGGCAGUUGUCGAGGUGAUUUCGGACGCGCUGCGCAAGGUAUUAAGACUUUUCGGACUCGGAGCUAAACGAUUCAAAUAA